UUGUCAAAUUCUUGCAUCGACUGGCGAAAAACAGAAAACGCAACUACAUUCUCCCGCACUCACCUGGUGGAAAAAGUUCGAUUUUCCCGUGAUCGGAAGCAGAUUUUUAUCCGUUUCCAACGUAAGCGUAUCCGGACAUCUGUUGGGUGCGAUGGAUUCUUCGGCAAUGUCACUCAAGUCCUCGGAGGACAUCCCCUUGGCGGAUGACGAUCUGGAAGUGAUCAUCAACGAUGACGACAGUUCCAAGUACAUGCAGAACGGUCGCUCGCUGGACUCGAUUGCCAGCUCGUACACGAACGGGAACUCCAGCCCGCGGCACUUCCUUGAAAGCGAGGGUCCCGAUGCCGACGAGCAGGAGGAACGGGCCCGGCUGAUAACCCAGGUGCUGGAGCUGCAGAACACCCUGGACGAUCUGUCCCAGCGGGUGGACAGCGUCAAGGAGGAGAAUCUGAAGCUGCGGUCCGAGAACCAGGUCCUCGGCCAGUACAUCGAGAAUCUGAUGUCCGCUUCGUCGGUGUUCCAGUCGACCAAUCAGGCCCAGGCCUCGUCGGCCCCGAAGAAGAAGUAAGGCCCCACUGCACGGGCCUGGAGGACUUGGAAGACCAAAGAAAGCGGAUCGGAUUCCUUUUCUUGUACGUACCUACCUACACUUACCUAUCACUAAAACAAAUAUGUAUGCAGAUUUUUCUUCACUCACGCUGGUGCUAAGGAUACGAACAAACAACACAGUUUAUUAGGGUUCAUUGUUGUAGACACGCGCUUUCCUCCUAGAGUCCGAGAGCUAACUGCAGUAGUUUAUUUGAAAUCAGGCAAAGGUUGCUUAGUUGUUUUAACUUUGCUUGGCACACUACUAAAUACCGCGCACUGAGAGAAAAAAGUAGCCAGAAAAACCGUUUUGUGCGAUCUAUUUUUUGAAAGAGUUGUAAUUUUGUACACGGGUUGAGCUCAUAGUAGGCUACGCGCACUGUUAUCGCAGUAGAUACAUUCAUAUAGGGGGACUCGCGUUGAUGGUAGGACAUGUGCGGUGGAUAGGUUCUCAUGACACUCCUUUUUUACUGUCCUUUUCUAUUAUUUUUUACAUUCAUUCAGAUUCGCGAGAAAAAGUACUGCUAUUUUUAAGUUUUGCAUCCAUAUAUCGAAAUCGCCAUCGUUAAUAGUUCUGGUCGUUUAGGAAGUAUUUCGUUUAAGGUCAAGAACGUUGUGUUCAAAAGAAAGAAAUUCCUCGAAUAGUUUUAUGCAUAUUUGGAUUUAUUUAUAUACUAAUUUAAGUUUAAACUCUCUUCUUUUACAAACACCUACACUAAGUUAAGUAAGAGGUUUGAAUUGUAAGAUUUCCUGCUGAAAAGUGCAUUUUAUUUUAUUUCCUCUCUAAUAUUUUAUAAGAGUUGUUUGUAAGUUUUGUGUUAUUUAAGCAAUGUGAUCAAAAAUUCCCGCUCUUAUUGAACGUAAUCAAAUGCUUCAAAAUAAACUCUUCGCUUUGUACACAGAA
Aedes albopictus (Asian tiger mosquito) is the source of this 1489-nucleotide messenger RNA. RefSeq names its product short coiled-coil protein homolog. The coding region runs from base 152 to 568 and encodes 138 amino acids. The transcript has 2 exons. The record is from RefSeq and is a predicted model, not a curated record. Lineage: Eukaryota; Metazoa; Arthropoda; Insecta; Diptera; Culicidae. Gene Ontology annotation, cellular component: trans-Golgi network.